CAAAUAGGGUAGAAUUCAUGGAUGUUGCCAUCAGUGAGAUGGGCAUAUCGAGGAAUCUACAUCUGCAGCAAUUUUGAAACACUACCAGAGGUCCAGAUUCUCUGAUUCCCAAUUUUGAAGCCGUAAGCCACGCUCCAAGCAUCGUUAUCUCUCUCCAUGGCUACGCUAACUGGAGCUUCUUCUUCUUCUUCUUACAUGUGCUUAACCAAGGUAUUACCCCCAUUCUCUUCCACUUCAUUCCCCAUUUUGUUGCCAUAUCUUUCCAAGGUCCCUCGCGAUUCUCCUUUCUCUUUGGCUUCCCCUGUGACUGGAAGGAGAAAGGUUCGUUUCAAUCCCUCUUUUGCUCGGGACCGCGAGUUCGGCGAUUUGGUGGAGACGAGGGAGACGAGGGAGACGCGUUUGUACUCUCUCGCGCCUUUUCCUCUACUGUUCGUCGCUGCUCUUCCUGGAGCGGGAACUGUGAGGUCUCUCUUUGGUCCUUUUGUCGAGCUUGUUAAAUCUUGGAAUCUUCCUGAAUGGCUGGUACAUUGGGGUCAUCCAGGCAACAUGGCUGUUGUGCUCUUCGCCAUGGGUGGCUAUGGAACAUAUUUAGGUUUCCGAAUCCGUUACUCUAACGAUGUGGAGGAGAAAGCCAAUGCCAAAGACUUGCAUCCAAAGCUUCUUGGUGGAAUGUUCUUCUUUUUUGCUCUUGGAGCAACAGGUGGAAUCACUUCUCUACUUACAUCAGACAAACCUAUAUUUGAGAGUCCACAUGCUGUAACGGGAUUCAUCGGCCUCGCACUCUUGACUUUACAAUCUCUUCUGCCUUCACUUUUUGAGGAUAAUCCUGGGCUGAGGAAUAUUCAUGGUAUUUUGGGGAGUGGAAUCAUGACACUGUUUCUCAUCCAUGCUGCACUUGGACUUCAACUUGGCCUCAGUUCCUAAAUCAUAGCUGCAAGUAAAGCACCACGUAGGUUGUUGUUUUGAAUUUUUCAGUACAAUCUCCUUUCAUAGGAAGCCUCCAUGCAGUCCUUUCAGAUUAGGAAAACUUCAUAUUACUGCCUUUUCCUCAGAUCAACCAGGCUGCCUUUCUUGUUCACAGUAUAUUCAUUAUUCUUCUAAAUUUUAAUAAAUUUAUGUUGGGGCCUCUCAAUUCUACCUGUUCCUUUUCAUGCUGUUGGCGUUCAUGUGUGUAUGAAAGCAUAGAUGGUUUGAACUUCUA
Cucurbita maxima (winter squash) is the source of this 1201-nucleotide messenger RNA. RefSeq lists its product as uncharacterized. The coding region runs from base 157 to 924 and encodes 255 amino acids. NCBI's taxonomy places the organism in Eukaryota, Viridiplantae, Streptophyta, Magnoliopsida, Cucurbitales, Cucurbitaceae. The transcript has 7 exons. The record is from RefSeq and is a predicted model, not a curated record. Gene Ontology annotation, biological process: respiratory electron transport chain. Gene Ontology annotation, cellular component: membrane.